This is a messenger RNA of Danio rerio (zebrafish), 2457 nucleotides long. RefSeq names its product ATPase, H+ transporting, lysosomal, V1 subunit B, member a (gene atp6v1b2a). Gene Ontology annotation, biological process: ATP metabolic process; proton transmembrane transport. Lineage: Eukaryota; Metazoa; Chordata; Actinopteri; Cypriniformes; Danionidae. The record is from RefSeq and is marked provisional. Gene Ontology annotation, cellular component: synaptic vesicle membrane; melanosome; apical plasma membrane. Gene Ontology annotation, molecular function: ATP binding; proton-transporting ATPase activity, rotational mechanism.
UGUUCACGGUGUCAUAUGACUCCGGCUGUUCAUCUCUGCUCACUGCUCAGCUGUUUACACAUAGACCGUAUAAUUUAAUUUAACUAAAACAACAACAAUGUCGACGUUAGUAGCGAACCGGCCCGUGGAUCUAAAUGGCCCCGAAGCGGCGGCACGACAACACGCUCAAGCCGUGGUCAGAAACUACAUCUCCCAGCCCAGACUGACCUACACUACUGUGUCUGGUGUGAAUGGGCCACUGGUUAUUUUGGACAAUGUCAAAUUCCCACGUUACGCAGAGAUUGUGCAUCUUACCCUUCCUGAUGGGACCAAGAGGAGCGGGCAGGUUCUGGAGGUCAUCGGCACCAAAGCUGUCGUUCAGGUUUUUGAAGGAACCUCGGGUAUUGAUGCUAAGAAGACAGCCUGCGAGUUCACCGGUGACAUCCUGCGCACACCAGUGUCUGAAGACAUGCUUGGACGUGUCUUCAACGGGUCAGGUAAACCCAUUGACAGGGGUCCUACUGUUCUAGCUGAGGACUAUUUGGACAUCAUGGGUCAGCCCAUCAACCCACAGUGUCGUAUCUACCCAGAGGAGAUGAUCCAGACUGGCAUCUCUGCUAUUGAUGGCAUGAACAGUAUCGCUCGUGGCCAGAAGAUCCCCAUCUUUAGUGCUGCUGGACUGCCGCAUAAUGAGAUUGCAGCCCAGAUUUGUCGUCAGGCUGGUUUGGUGCAGAAAUCCAAAGAUGUGACUGACUACAGUUCAGAAAACUUUGCCAUCGUCUUUGCUGCUAUGGGAGUCAACAUGGAGACAGCACGUUUCUUCAAGUCAGACUUUGAGGAAAACGGUUCCAUGGACAAUGUGUGCUUGUUUCUGAACCUGGCCAACGAUCCUACCAUUGAGCGCAUCAUCACCCCGCGUCUGGCACUGACCACAGCAGAGUAUCUGGCUUAUCAGUGUGAGAAGCACGUGUUGGUCAUCCUGACGGACAUGAGCUCCUAUGCGGAGGCUCUGAGAGAGGUGUCUGCUGCCCGUGAAGAGGUGCCGGGUCGUCGUGGGUUUCCUGGUUACAUGUACACCGAUCUUGCUACAAUCUACGAGCGCGCUGGAAGAGUGGAGGGCAGGAACGGGUCCAUCACACAGAUCCCUAUUCUGACCAUGCCUAAUGAUGAUAUCACCCAUCCAAUUCCUGAUCUGACGGGAUACAUCACAGAGGGACAGGUGUAUGUAGACAGACAGCUGCAUAACAGACAGAUCUAUCCUCCAAUCAACGUACUUCCAUCUCUCUCUCGUUUGAUGAAAUCUGCUAUCGGAGAGGGAAUGACCCGCAAAGAUCACGCUGAUGUCUCUAACCAGCUGUAUGCGUGUUAUGCCAUUGGCAAAGAUGUUCAGGCCAUGAAAGCUGUGGUUGGUGAGGAAGCUUUGACCUCAGAUGACUUGCUGUACCUGGAGUUCCUGCAGAAGUUUGAGAAGAAUUUCAUUGCUCAAGGUGCCUAUGACAACAGAACGGUGUUUGAGACGCUGGACAUUGGUUGGCAGCUGCUGCGUAUCUUCCCUAAAGAAAUGCUGAAGAGAAUUCCUCAAAGCACAUUGGCCGAAUUCUACCCGAGAGAGUCUGCUGCUCGCCACGGGGCGUCCUAAAACCACAACUUCACCUUCCAGAGGCCCGUGUCUCCCUCACAAACCUCUUCCUCCACACUCCUGUCCACUUCUACUCUGACAAGUGAUGUGUAGGAUUAGAGGGCAUAACUCUGGGAUAAUAUACAUUUAACAUCCACAGAAUGGUUUCGUACAUGUGUGUGAUUUUCCCAUGUGUUAUGAUUUUUUUUUUUCAUUGUCCCUCGUUGUUGUGUUAUACAUGUUUGUGUGUAUUGUGUUGUGUGGUUAGGAUGUGUAAUUGUGAUUUUGCUUUUGUUUCAGUGGUGCAUACUGUCCAGUAGUUCAUUUCUUUUUCGUUAUUUCACUGUCUGCAGCCUAAAGACAAUUUUGAAAACAUCUCAAAGGGAAAUAUUCAGGGCUCACUUGCAUAUCCGUGUGCUCACUCAGUCCUCCAUUCAACAAGCGCACAACUAAUACUAUUUUUCGACACAUUCCAAUGCAAGUAAUGAGAAUAUUUGAUUGCUAAAUUAAUUUGUGGCCCUUCUCCUGAAAAUAUUCGCUUUUUAUUUAUUUUAUUAUCCAAAGAAGAGAAAAAAAUCUUGCGCACCAAACUUGGUUUGUGUUGUGCUGACAGACAGACAGGUAAUUAUAGGUGUUGAAUGAUCAUAUAGUUUGUGUAUGCUUGUCACUGACAGCUGUUAUUUCCCAUUUAGAGGAGGAUGGAGGAUGUUUACAGCGUCUGUGCUUUGAAUUAUGUGCUGCAAUAUAAGACUGAUUAGACAUUCCUCUCUUACUCUGUAUGCGUAAACUCGUUUUACCUGUUUUGAUUGCUGUUAAACCUGUCAAACCUCUCAGAUGAAUUAAAUUAUAUUGUUAUAUUG